Dictyostelium purpureum is the source of this 2277-nucleotide messenger RNA. RefSeq lists its product as uncharacterized. Bases 1 to 2277 code for a protein of 758 amino acids. The record is from RefSeq and is a predicted model, not a curated record. Lineage: Eukaryota; Evosea; Eumycetozoa; Dictyosteliales; Dictyosteliaceae. The transcript has 2 exons.
AUGAGUGAUAAUAAAAAAAGAAAAAGAUUAGAAACAAAUAAUAAUAGUAAUAAUAAUACAUCAUCGAAUACAUCUAGUUUGGUUUUUACAUCGAAUAAAGAUACUAAUAGCGGUGAAGAUGCAUUCUGGAAGGUAUUUAGAAAUAAAUUUUUAUUCAAAUUAAUAUUUUCAAAUUUCAAAUUCAAAGAGUUAUUCAGCUAUGGUGAUUUAAUUGGUUCACGUUAUAUUUUUAGAGGUUUUAGUAAUGGAGAUGCUAUUAUUAGAGAUAAAGUAAAAAGUGGAAAUUAUGAAUGUAAAGAUUUUCUUGAUGCAAUAUUGAUCAUUUCCAGAAUCACCAAAGAUACCAAAGAGAACAGAGAAUUCUAUAGACAACUAUUUUCAUCAAAACAAUACCACAACACAUAUAAUGGUGAUAACCAUAGUUUCAGCAACUAUUCAUUCUGGAUACAAUUAUUUGCAAAUGAAAGCAAUAGAACCGCAUUUCUCGAAUACAAUAAACUUUUUCAAGUAGAUAAAAAAAAUAUUUCAGUAAAAUUAAUUAAAAAGAUCGGUAUUAGCAAAAAGAACUUAAAGCUUUUAAAGAUGAAACCUUUUUUAGAAUCAAACGGAUUUACAGUUACUGAAUCGUUAUCAGUAUAUGAUAUUAUUGGAUGUUUUGAAUAUUCACAACAAUUCAAAGAGCUCAUAAAAAUUUACAAGUUUAUUAUCGCUGAAAACUACAGACCAAAAGAAAAAUACAACGAUACAGUACAACAACUAAAUCACCAAUUAGAAAUAAAUCAAUUUAAUACUAUACAAUUAGAAUCAACUAUUGAGAAAAUAUCGCAAUCAAAUGAUCAAUAUUUAAAACCAAUAAUCCACAACAUACUCAAAGUACUAUAUUCAAUUUAUAAAUUAAAAUUCCAAGAUUUAAAUCUAUUUAAACCAAUUGAAUACUAUAUAUUCUUUAAAGAAAAGGCUAGAUUCGAACAAGUUUUUACGUAUAAAAACCCAACAAAAACUAAAUCCAAGUACUAUAAUUAUCUAUUCACAGUUAUAAAUAGUGACAGUUGCAUUGAAUAUCAAAAAGACCUAGUUAAAUCAGUAUCACCAUACAUAUCUAUUUCCGAAAGGUUUUGUAUUGAAAAUGCCAUUUUUUCAAGCAAUAAUUUAGAACUAAUCGAUCUUAUGUUCAAGCAUUUCGGAAACUCAUGUUUUUUUUGUGAUUAUCAACCAUAUAUUACAAAAACCGAGAUAUUAGACUACUUUUUCAAUAAUCAUCAAAGAUUAAUGUUUAGGGUCAAUAGUCUACUUUGGAUUUUCGUCGACAACAAAGUUAUAGACCAUUUCGAAGAGUUAAUGAAGAGUGUUUCAAGAAACUUUUUUAUUAAAUUGAACCCAGAAUACGUGGGAUAUCCAAUUAAAGAUAUUUUCGAAAGAUUAGAAAGAGCACUCAACAAUCCAACACUUUAUACAUUUGAAAGCAAUAAAGAUUAUCCCACAAACUCUAUUAAUAGAUAUAAAUCGUAUUUUUUGGAACAUAUGAAUUAUUAUAAACAGGAUUCCGCAAUAUCAAUGUUAGAAAAGCAUAUAGAAAAAUAUGGCAUUUCAGAAUACUUUGAUAUCGAACCAAUUUUAAACACAGCAGGAUUCCGUAACUGCCAUAAAUUCAUACACUGGAUCUUUCAAGACCUUUCAGACCAAUAUAUUGAAUCAAACAUAUCAAAUGAAGAGUUAACAAUUAAAUCAGGUAUAAAUACAACAAAUAAUCAAAAGUAUGAAAUUAAAAUCAAACGCUUUACUAGUUGGGAACUGCUUUUAUUCUACUGUGGUCGUCCAAAUAUUUUAUAUCAAAACUUAAAUUCAAAUUCACAGUUAAUGGAAAAUUCAUUAAAGUUUCUUUUUUUUAAUAGAAUUAUUAGAGUCAAUUUAUUUUUAAAUUUACUUGACUAUAUAUCAAAAUCAGAUUUGCAAGGUGAAUUUUUUAGCAAAUUAUUAAAAAAAGCAGCAAGGAUUGGUUUAGUUUCAAUUUUCAAAACCAUUUCAACCAAAUACGAGUAUUUAUAUUAUGAAAAAAGCGAUAUAAGUGGUCUUUCAAUAAUAAACAAUAAAAUUUUUUAUGAACUCAAAACAAAAGGUUUUAACAGUGACCUCAGAUUUUUAUCUAAAUACACAAGUGAAAAUAAUAUUAUGUAUAAAUGGGAGAAAUAUAACUUUAUUUAUAUAAAUGACUAUCAACCAGCACUUUGGUAUAUCUAUACUUUAAUACGGUUGAAAGCCCUCCAUUAUUGUAAAUAA